Messenger RNA from Microcebus murinus (gray mouse lemur), 2637 nucleotides. Lineage: Eukaryota; Metazoa; Chordata; Mammalia; Primates; Cheirogaleidae. The record is from RefSeq and is a predicted model, not a curated record.
GACCCGGAAACAAAAUCUUUUUAAAAAAGCUAUUCACGCUCUGGAGGGGCGGGGAAAUUGAUGUGCAGGGAGGACAGGACAGCUUCGCAGGUUGCUAAGCGACGAGGCGGGAGCGUGCGCACACCCAGGCCGUAGGGAAACACCUGAGAGCACUGUGGCGUCUGCGACUCCGAGACCUAGGACAGCCGGUCAUAGAUUCCUUCUGCCAUCAGAUGUCUUUCUGCUUGACUGAACUGCACCUGUGGUCUUUGAAGAAUACCUUACACAUCGGGGAUAGAGACAUCGGGAUCUACCAGUAUUAUGACAAGAAAGAUCCACCAGCAACAGAGCAUGGUAACUUAGAAGAAAAGCAGAAGCUGGCUGAGUCACGAGAUUAUCCUUGGACGCUUAAAAACAGACGCCCAGAAAAACUCCGAGACUCACUCAAAGAGUUGGAGGAGCUGAUGCAAAACAGUCAGUGUGUGCUGAGCAAAUGGAAGAACAAAUAUGUCUGUCAGCUCCUCUUUGGUUCAGGUGUGCUGGUGUCCCUAAGCCUUUCUGGGCCGCAGCUGGAGAAAGUGGUGAUUGACAGAAGCCUAGUGGGGAAGCUCAGCUCAGACACCAUCAGUGAUGCUCUUCUCACAGACAGUUUUAUCAUCUUAUCAUUUUUGGCACAAAACAAACUAUGUUUUAUUCAGUUUACCAAGAAGAUGGAUUCUCCUGAUGUAAACAAAAGACCAGAAAAACUCUCAGCCUUGGAUUAUAAGAUUUCCUAUUAUGAAAUACCUGGCCCAGUAAACAGGACAACAGAACGUCAUCUAGCUAUUAAUUGUGUUCAGGAUAUAGUUGUUUGCUGGUGGCCACUGGUCAGUGAUGACGUUUGGCCAUGGACCCCUAUUUCUUCUGAGAAGGACAGAGCCAAUCUGCUGCUCCUGGGUUAUGCUCAAGGAAGACUAGAGGUUCUGAGUUCUGUCCGCACAGAAUGGGACCCACUGGAUGUUUGCUUUGGCAUCAAACAGCCUUAUCAGGUGUUCACAGUGGAACGUUCCAUUAGUGUAGACAAAGAGCCCAUGGCUGACAGCUGCAUCUAUGAAUGUGUUUGGAACAAAAUCCAGUGUGUGUCAGUCACCAGAAUACCACUAAAAUCUAAGGCCAUCAGCUGCUGCAGGAAUGUUACUGAAGACAAACUAAUUCUGGGCUGUGAAGAUUCUUCAGUAAUUCUUUAUGAAACUCACCGUAGAGUGACUCUCUUAGCUCAGGCUGAACUUUUGCCUUCAUUAAUAAGCUGCCACCCAAGUGGUGCCAUUCUGCUAGUUGGCAGCAACCAAGGGGAGUUGCAAAUUUUUGAUAUGGCUCUCUCUCCUAUUAACAUCCAGCUCUUGGCUGAAGACCGCUUACCCAGGGAGACUCUGCGGUUCAAUAAGUUCUUUGAUGUUCCCAGCAGUCUUGUUCAAAUGCAAUGGAUAGCUCCUCAGGUUGUUUCACAGAAGCCUGAAAGUGGUGACAUCUGUGAUCUCCUCUUCCUCAGGUUUGACAGAGGACCUUUGGGUGUGCUUUUGUUUAAACGAGGUAUCUUCACUCAAGGACAGCUGGGCCUGGUAGACAUCAUCUUCCAGCAUAUUCACUGUGAUGAGAUCUAUGAGGCGAUAAACAUCCUGAGCAGCAUGAACUGGGACACUCUGGGCCACCAGUGCUUUAUCAGCAUGAGCGCCAUUGUAAACCAUCUUCUUAGACAAAAGCUCACUCCAGAGACAGAAGCACAGCUUGAGGCAAGCCUUGGAACUUUCUAUGCUCCAACAAGACCACUUCUGGAUACAACUAUCUUGGAAUAUAGAGACCAAAUCAGCAAAUAUGCAAGGAGAUUCUUCCACCACUUGCUCAGGUAUCAGAGAUUUGAAAAGGCGUUUCUCUUAGCUGUUGACAUUGGUGCUCGUGACCUGUUCAUGGAUAUCCAUUACCUUGCACUAGAUAAGGGUGAAUUGGCACUAGCUGAAGUGGCAAGAAAAAGAGCUAGUGACAUUGAUGCAGAAUCAAUAACCUCUGGAGUUGGCAUGACUUCCAUACGUCACAUCAACACUUUGAAGUAGCUGAGACCAACAAUGUGGGACCUCAUAACAUUUACCCUAAAAGAUAAGUUGCUGUGCUCACCCUCUUGGAUCAAGGUAACAAUCUUCUUUCCUGCUCUUUCUUACUUUGAGUAAGCUGUUGACACUUACUGAGUAUCCAAUUACCCCAUCAUUAUCUUAGUCUCCUGCCUUUGUCUAGUUCUAAAAAUGGAAAAAUAUUUUAAGAACAGCAUGGAAAACACUGUAUUUGGAAGGACAACAAAAUGUGAACUUGAAACUACAAAAAGAAUAAUGAUACCAAAAAUUUUUAAGGUUUGGAAUAAUUCCAUAAUUUGUAUGAAUAUUUAAUGAUGAAAGUAUGUGGUUUUCUCAAGCUAUUAGUAUAUCAUGGAUUUAAAAAUCACUACCAAAAGAUUUUAUUUUCAGUCUAGUGCUCUUACCAGUAAGUAAAAGUCAUUAAAUAAACUAGCAAGCUUAUGUUGUUACCAGUAUCAGUCUUCCACGUAACUUCAAGAUUUUGCCAAGAGCCAUCUUCAUGUAUAUAUUUUUUUCCUUUCCUCAUAAAUAAUCUUGGGUUGUAAAAAUAAUACAU